Molecule: messenger RNA, 2400 nt
Organism: Arxiozyma heterogenica
Lineage: Eukaryota; Fungi; Ascomycota; Saccharomycetes; Saccharomycetales; Saccharomycetaceae
Gene: YSH1
Product: cleavage polyadenylation factor subunit YSH1
Exons: 1
Coding region: 1-2400 (799 amino acids)
Biological process (GO): mRNA 3'-end processing by stem-loop binding and cleavage
Cellular component (GO): mRNA cleavage and polyadenylation specificity factor complex
Molecular function (GO): RNA binding; RNA endonuclease activity; 5'-3' RNA exonuclease activity
Source: RefSeq, a predicted model, not a curated record
AUGUCACAACCAUCUGAUCACACAUUUAAGUUUUUUGCUUUGGGUGGUGGUAACGAAGUAGGAAGAUCAUGUCAUAUUUUACAAUACAAAGGAAAAACUAUUAUGUUAGAUGCAGGCAUUCACCCUGCUCACAAAGGAAUGGCAUCUCUUCCUUUUUAUGAUGAUUUUGAUUUAGAAACCGUCGAUAUCCUGUUAAUUUCUCAUUUUCACUUAGACCAUGCUGCAUCACUUCCGUAUGUAAUGCAAAGAACUCCAUUUAAGGGAAGGGUAUUCAUGACACAUCCAACUAAAGCUAUAUAUAGAUGGCUACUUCGAGACUUUGUUAGAGUUACAAGUAUUGGUGCGGAUCCAACAAGCGAUGAGGAAUCUUUGUAUACGGAUGAAGAUUUAGUUGAAUCUUUUGACAAGAUCGAAGCUAUCGAUUAUCACUCCACAAUAGAAGUCAAUGGUAUUAAAUUUACUGCCUUUCAUGCAGGUCAUGUUCUUGGUGCUGCAAUGUUUCAGAUAGAAAUAGCGGGAUUAAAAAUUUUAUUCACUGGGGAUUAUUCUAGAGAAGUGGAUCGUCAUCUAAAUUCUGCUGAGGUUCCACCACAGCCUUCAGAUGUUCUUAUUGUUGAAUCAACUUUUGGUACAGCUACUCAUGAACCGCGUUUACACAGAGAAAAAAAACUUACACAACUUAUACAUUCUACUGUUGGUAAGGGUGGCAGAGUUUUAAUGCCUGUGUUUGCAUUGGGUAGAGCACAAGAAUUAAUGCUUGUAUUAGAAGAAUACUGGCAAAACCAUUCUGAAGAAUUGGGAAAUGGGCAGGUGCCAAUAUAUUAUGCCUCUGAUCUGGCCAGAAAGUGUAUGAGUGUAUAUCAAACAUAUGUAAACAUGAUGAAUGAUGAUAUACGUAAGAAGUUUAGAAAUUCACAAACGAACCCAUUUAUCUUCAAAAAUAUAGCUUAUUUGAAGAAUUUAGACGAUUUUGAAGAUUUUGGUCCAAGUGUUAUGCUAGCCUCACCUGGGAUGUUACAAAGUGGUAUUUCAAGAGAUUUAUUAGAAAAAUGGUGUCCUGAGGAAAAAAAUUUAAUUUUAAUUACAGGCUAUUCAGUCGAGGGAACUAUGGCUAAAUAUAUAAUAUUAGAACCCGACACAAUCCCGUCUGUUAAUAAUCCAGAAAUUUCAAUCCCUAGACGCUGUCAAGUAGAAGAAAUAUCCUUUGCUGCACAUGUUGAUUUCCAGGAAAAUCUUGAAUUUAUUGAAAAAAUCCAUGCUUCUAAUAUCAUAUUAGUCCAUGGUGAAUCUAACCCCAUGGGUAGAUUAAAAUCUGCCCUAUUGUCAAAUUUUUCGUCGUUAAAAGGUACAGAAAACGAAGUCCAUGUAUAUAAUCCACGAAACUCAGUCGAAGUUAACAUAGAAUUUAAAGGUAUUAAGAUUGCUAAAGCUAUUGGUAAUAUUGUGGAUGAAAUAUAUAAAGAAGAGAGUGAUAUUCAUGAGAUUAAACACGAAGAGGAAACUACAGAUAUUAAGAUAGAGGCAGAUUCCACGACAAAAGAUAUAACAAACGAAAUAACUAAUAAUAGUGUUAAAAAAGAAGAAACAAUUGAGGAUGAAAUGAUUAAACCCGAAAAUAAUUUUGAUAAAGAGAUCAUUGUCUCUGGGUUGUUAGUAUCCGAUGACAAGAAUUUUGAUUUAAACCUGGUCUCAUUAUCAGAUUUAAGAGAACAUCAUACAGAGUUAUCUACAACUAUUCUGAAGGAAAGACAAACAUUAAAAAUAAAUUGUAAGAAAGAAUUAGUAUAUUGGCAUAUUUGUCAAAUGUUUGGUGAUAUCACAAUACUGCAGGAUGAUGAAAAUAUCACUGGAGAGACUAUAGUAAAAAACCAAAAGCAAGAAAAUAAAUCUAAGGAAGAUAAAAAAUUAAUCUUGCAAAUUAUGGGAGAUAUACAUGUAACAUUAGUUGAAUCAGUAGCCAUUGUAGAAUGGACACAGGGAUUAGUAACCGAUACUAUUGCAGAUUCAGUAGUUGCAAUUUUAAUGUCUGUUGAUUCUGCCCCUACAAGUGUAAAAAUGAGUAGUCAUCACUGCAGUCACGAACAUCCAAAAAAGUCUGAAAACUAUUAUGAAGAAAAUAUUCUUGCCCAACAAUACGAAAUAACGUGGAAAAUUAAAAAAGUAGUUGAGCUAUUCAAAGAACAAUUUGGUGACGCUUUUACUUUAAAUUUGAAUGAACAAAAAGGAGAAGAACUUAAGAAAACAAAUACAGAUAUUAUCGGUGUAAUCACUCUUGGAAAGCAUAUAGCAAAAGUUAAUUUCACCAGCAUGAAAGUAGAGGAAUGUAACUCCAAUCCAUUAAAAGGUAGGGUAGAAAGCAUAUUAAGUAUUGGAGGUGACUUAGUCUCAACAUUAUGUUGA